ACACUCCAUCCAUAUCAGACACUCCAUCUAGUCAAGCCAUAAAGUUCAGAAAGUCCUUUAUAGAUGCAAGGCGACAAAAUGGAACAGGUGAAACAAAAUUUCAUCAAAGUCAGCUCCCAUUUUCAGAUAUUACUAAUCAUAUCCAACUUGACAAACACACGGAGCAAAACACCUGCCCAACAGCAAUUCAAACCAUAGGAACUUCCG
This is a messenger RNA of Striga hermonthica, 207 nucleotides long. The record is from the annotation of a GenBank genome assembly. Lineage: Eukaryota; Viridiplantae; Streptophyta; Magnoliopsida; Lamiales; Orobanchaceae.